This is a messenger RNA of Teleopsis dalmanni, 1558 nucleotides long. RefSeq names its product hydroxysteroid dehydrogenase-like protein 2. NCBI's taxonomy places the organism in Eukaryota, Metazoa, Arthropoda, Insecta, Diptera, Diopsidae. Gene Ontology annotation, cellular component: mitochondrion. The record is from RefSeq and is a predicted model, not a curated record. The transcript has 2 exons. The coding region runs from base 182 to 1408 and encodes 408 amino acids.
UUGUUUGUGGUUUAUUUGUUGCGUUUGUUGUUGCUCUUGUGAUUAUGAAGUAGAUUUCUCUUGUUUGAUAUAUAUGUUUAUAUUGUACUUUGGACUUUCUCUUUGGCGUGGUAUAAAGUUCUUUGAGUACUUAAGAAAACUGCCUUCAAAUUAAAUUGGACAUUAAAUAUUUAUUAUCAGAAUGAUUAAUACUGGAAAAUUAGCGGGACGUACUCUACUCAUAACCGGCGCGUCUCGAGGUAUAGGAAAAGCAAUUGCAUUAAAAUGCGCUAAAGAUGGAGCAAAUAUAGUUGUUUGUGCUAAGACUGCCGAACCACAUCCUAAAUUGCCCGGCACAAUUUACACAGCUGCUGAAGAAAUUGAAAAGGCGGGUGGAAAAGCUUUGCCAUGUAUUGUAGAUGUGCGUGAUGAGGCACAAGUGCGAACUGCUGUAUCAGAGGCAGUAAGUAAAUUUGGUGGAAUCGAUAUUGUAGUAAAUAAUGCUAGUGCAAUAUCUUUAACACCCACACUUGGAACUGAGAUGAAACGAUACGAUUUGAUGCAUAACAUUAAUACUCGAGGUACUUUUCUUGUAUCAAAGGAAUGUUUACCCUAUUUAUUAAAGAGCAAUCACGCACACAUACUCAAUAUUUCGCCACCACUUAAUCUAAAUCCAAAAUGGUUUGGACCACACGUUGCCUACACAAUGGCUAAAUAUGGCAUGUCAAUGUGUGUGUUGGGUAUGGCACAGGAAUUUCAGGAUAAAAACAUUGCCGUCAAUGCGCUUUGGCCGCGUACUGCUAUACAAACAGCUGCAAUUGAAAUGUUAACAGGAGCGGAAAGUGCACAAUGGUCACGAAAACCUGAAAUAAUGGCAGAUUCUGCAUAUGCGGUUCUUGUAAAAGAACCGCGUCUUAGCACUGGUAAAUUUCUAAUAGACGAUGAAGUACUUGCAGAAGCAGGAGUUAAAGAUAUGACGCAAUAUGCCUGUAAUCCGGCUAACGCAGAUAAACUGAUGCCUGAUUUCUUCUUGGAUGGCGAAGAGGAAUCAAAAGUUGGUGCAAUAGAUGCCCCUGCUUCUGCUUCUUCAAAAGGCAAAAUACCACAGGUGUUUGAAAAAAUCAGCACACUUUUGUCAGAAGAUAUUGUAACAAAAACUCAGGCUAUUUAUCAGUUUAAUAUUGAGGGCGACGAAAAAGGUACUUGGUAUUUAGAUUUGAAGAAUGGUGUUGGUUCUUGUGGCAAUGGUACACCUCAACAUACGCCUGAUGCCACGCUAACAAUGAAAUCUCAAAAUUUCUUUGAUAUGUUUGCGGGCAAAUUAAAACCAGCUCCCGCGUUUAUGUCUGGAAAACUUAAAAUCGCUGGUGAUUUACAAAAAGCCAUGAAAUUGGAAAAACUAAUGAAAGCUUUGAAAACAAAACAAUAGUUUCUGUUAACUCGGCCAGGAUCAACAGCGGAAACAUUUCUGCAAACAAUUAUAAUACUUCGGAAUUAGGAAAUAGUGUUUGUUUUCAUUUUUUAAAAAACACGAAGAAUAUUUUUUUAUGUAAAAAUAUUUGGUUGAAGAAAUAAUAAA